This is a messenger RNA of Wasmannia auropunctata (little fire ant), 2506 nucleotides long. It is a transcript of the gene Rab14, whose product is annotated as ras-related protein Rab-14. Gene Ontology annotation, molecular function: GTP binding; GTPase activity. The record is from RefSeq and is a predicted model, not a curated record. NCBI's taxonomy places the organism in Eukaryota, Metazoa, Arthropoda, Insecta, Hymenoptera, Formicidae. Bases 368 to 1024 code for a protein of 218 amino acids. The transcript is spliced from 7 exons. Gene Ontology annotation, biological process: defense response to bacterium; Golgi to endosome transport; phagosome maturation. Gene Ontology annotation, cellular component: trans-Golgi network; recycling endosome; Golgi apparatus.
ACAAGAGAGCCCGUCGCGAGUCGUGCGAGCGCAGGCUGACUGGAGGGACGGGACGGACUUGCGAGGCGAGUGACAGGUGGUUUGACGUUUCGCUCGUCGUCGCCAUCGUGUCGAGCGUAGCGACAGCGCGGCGGCCUGCCUGCCAUAUUGCGCGUGAUAUCUCGGCCCGAGCCGUCGUCCGCGUCGUCGUGCGACCCUCGACGACAGAGUGAGCUCGCGUUUCGUGGAGAGUCCCCGCCGGACAGUUUUCUCUCCCCAGUUCACACCCCCCUCGGUCACGGCCCAGCGGCGGCCACGGCAAGGCAAGGCUACUCCGUCGAGUGCUACACCAAGUACGGCGCCGAUCGCACGAGAGCGUGAGUGCAAAAUGUCGACCGGUCCAUAUAAUUAUUCCUAUAUCUUUAAGUACAUCAUCAUAGGGGAUAUGGGAGUGGGCAAGUCAUGCCUGCUUCAUCAGUUUACAGAAAAAAAAUUCAUGGCAGAUUGUCCACAUACCAUUGGCGUCGAAUUUGGGACUAGGAUUAUAGAAGUAGCGGGACAGAAGAUAAAACUGCAGAUAUGGGACACUGCUGGGCAAGAACGAUUUAGAGCAGUUACUAGAUCGUACUAUCGCGGUGCAGCUGGAGCAUUAAUGGUGUACGAUAUUACACGCCGCUCGACUUACAAUCAUCUCAGUAGCUGGCUGACAGACACGAGGAAUUUAACAAAUCCGAGCACUGUUAUAUUCCUAAUUGGCAACAAAAGUGAUCUUGAAGGUCAACGCGACGUUACCUACGAGGAAGCAAAGCAAUUUGCUGACGAACACGGCUUGAUGUUUGUCGAAGCUAGCGCGAAGACGGGACACAACGUGGAGGAAGCCUUCUUGGAAACUGCAAAGAAAAUAUUCCAAAGUAUACAAGACGGACGAUUGGACCUAAAUGCGGCGGAAUCUGGUGUACAACAUAAUCCCAGUCAGCCAGGUCGCACCAGCCUCCAAGGAGUGUCUAAUGAACAGCAGGGAGGAAAGGAUUCCUGCUCCUGUUAGGUCUUAUUUGUUUGUAUAUAGAUAUAUUAAUUGAUCGGUACUAUUAAUGCAUAUAUGAUUUGUACUAAGUGUAGUUGGCAGAUUGUCUCGUAGCCUGUAUCCUCCCUUUGAUAAGCGAGAAGUCCACUUGAGAAAAAAGAAAGAAACACGUUCAGAAUGUUCUUUUUCUUUAAUUAGCGUCAAUUUACGAUGUUCAAUACAAUGUUAUAAGUACACGACACAAUAUAGAGAGAGAGACGUACAUUGUAAAAAUAAUUCCGGUAAUGCUACUAAGUUUUGACGUGCGGAGAGUCAGAUCUGUCGAUAAAAGCGGCUUUUGUAUAUGAUUAUUGCAAUUUAUAUACUGUUUUCACGUAGACGUUUUGUAUAUUUCAUGCAUUUUUUUUUUCGUGAAACCAGAUAAAGGAAGAGAAUUCGUUUAGAAUAUACAUAUAAUAGCACGUAUGUAGAAGCCGAUCAACCUUUCUCCAUAGGUUUAACUGAAAAUUUCCGUCGGAACGACGUAACAGCGAACACAACGCGAUUUGGAAUUUACAUUCAAUUAAUUUACAUCUGCAUGGGAGGAUCACAUAUUUGUUGUAACAUGUAAGUUCUUGCUUUAAAAGAUUUAAUCAAUGAAAAUUAACUUAAAUUAUGAGCGGUCAGAUUUUUCUCAAUCUCACUUUUUAAACCUGCUUUAAACUUGAUAAGAUAUGCACAUUCAUUGCGAGCUUCGUGAUUUCAGUUAUCUUGCAAACUAAUUAUAGACGGAGAGAGAAAGUAGGGAUCAAAAAUUUACUUCUUUUUUUUUUUUAAUUAAUAUCAAAAAUAUAUCUCUAUUCUUGAUGAAACAUAAAUAUAUAUAUAUACAUAUACGUAUGUAAAUUUAACAUUGUUUUUAGACAAAUUAAAGAUGGAAUUAUUCGCCUUUCGUUCGUGAUAUCAAUUGCAAAUCCAUUUUUGUUUUGUAGAAUUUAAACCAGCACAUAUAUAUAUAUAGUCGUAUUGUUACUUGAAUAUUACAUGAAACAGUGUAGCUUGAAAUAUUGUCAUGCUAUUUUUUUCCACGUUUUUUUGUUGUCCACCCAGCGGAUCUUUAACUUAACAUAUGAUACUUCUAUGCUUUAUAUUAGAGAACAGUAUUAGCAAGAUUAUUUUUCACAUUACUUAUUAUAUUGAAAGCUCACAUGAACAUGUAAACUAAUUCAACAUUGAUAAAUUAAUUGGUGUGCUCUCGCACACACACAUGGAAUUAUAUAAGCUCUAUCUUGUUAUGAUUUGAUGGUACAAAGGUAAUCAUUGAUAUGGCUGAGGCUCCAUAAAGAAGUAAAAGAGAAAAAAAAUGAAAGGCAGCAUGCAACGAACACGAUGAUUUACGUUCUCUUCAGCGUUAUGCGACUUGUGAACGAUUUGUAUUCGAUAUGUUAUAAACGAUAUGUUGCGGUAGCGUAAGAUAAUAAUGCGAAGGAUCGCUUCGAAUAAACUUGACCAAAAUUUUAUCAA